AUGAGUAGCUUUAAUAAAUGUUAUAAUUUCUCUUUACAGAAAAAAGUUGUCUCAGGUAUAGCAAGUAAACCCAAACAGGAUGACGGUGGAAGAAUUGCUGCUAGAAAUCGCCUCGCUGCCAUAAAAAAUGCAAUGAGAGAGAGAAUUAAGCAGGAGGAACAGGCUGAGGCAGCAGCCUCUGUAAUGCCAAAGGAAGUGGAUAAAAUAGUGUUUGAUGCUGGAUUUUUCAGAAUUGAAAGUCCCAUUAAAUCAUUCUCAGGACUUUCUUCUGAAUGCCUUUCUCAAAGACUUAAAACACCUAAGUCAGUCAGCAAAACUGUGUCUGAGACCAGGGCUGAGAUGGGCCUUCUAAGACAAACUACAUCACCAGAGAAUCCUGAUCCUCAGGGUGCCAAAAGUGAACCUGUUGAUAAGACUUUGAUUUCAAAUAUUCCUGGAAACAGAAACAGCACAGGAGAAGAUGCUAAGUGUCUUGGUUUACAAGAUUUAAUUGAAAUAAACCAUGGUAUGAAUAAGAUAAACUUUGAGAUUGGUUGUUUAUCUAGUGAAAGAAUGAAUUUGGCUCUCCAUGCUGUCAAAGUAGCAGAUGAUAUUAAUACCAACAAAAAGGAAGAAAUUUCAGAUGUUGUGAAAGGAAUGGAACUAAAUUCAGUUACAACACAGGAUGUUUUGAUGAUUAGCCCUGAAAAAAAUAUACAAUCACAAAAUAACAUCUCAUGGGAAGAAGAAACGAAAACUUCUCAGUCAGUAUUAUGUGAUAAUAAAAGUCUAACUACUGAAUGCCAUCUUCUUGAUUCAGUAAGUUUUCAAUUUAUUUGAAAAGUUCUUUGUAUUCUAGAUUUGUUUUAUAAAAUGAGUGUUAUUUUUCAGUUUAUAUGCACAGUUUAAAAUGUACAUCUUGUCAGUGUUUACUCUGAAGUCCUUUUUUGUUCAUUUUUUUCUCCAAAUGGGAAAAAAAUUUUCAUAUACUUUAUAGUAUGCCUUGGUAUUAAACUGAAGAUUUAAUUCCCUACAUGGUUUAUGUAUCAAAUUUGUUGUGACAAAUUGGUUGAAUACUUGAAUAUGUAGUAUGCUCAGUAUUUCUCACUGAUGCAAGAAAAAGAUAAGGCAAGAGUUAUACCCUUUUGAAGUAUACAGUUGAGAAGAAAAUGUCUAUCCUACCUUCAGUCAUCAAUGCUUAUUUUCAUUGUAAUUCUUUUAGAUUGCUAUUUUUAUGUCCUAUUAUUUUAUUUGGAAGCCCCCCAACCUUUACUUUUUAGUGACUUCUUGCCUCUAAGUCUAGUUCAAACAUUUGCCUGUCUGUGAAGCCUUCCUGUAAAA
Molecule: messenger RNA, 1320 nt
Organism: Odocoileus virginianus texanus
Lineage: Eukaryota; Metazoa; Chordata; Mammalia; Artiodactyla; Cervidae
Source: RefSeq, a predicted model, not a curated record